This is a messenger RNA of Silurus meridionalis, 2301 nucleotides long. It is a transcript of the gene dele1, whose product is annotated as DAP3 binding cell death enhancer 1. Lineage: Eukaryota; Metazoa; Chordata; Actinopteri; Siluriformes; Siluridae. The record is from RefSeq and is a predicted model, not a curated record. The transcript has 12 exons. Gene Ontology annotation, molecular function: protein binding. The coding region runs from base 174 to 1643 and encodes 489 amino acids.
CACGCCCCCGCACGGUAUCGAGAAUUUUCUGUACUGUAGAUCUGCAUGCGGAAGUCGCAGAUCUCUGAUGUGCUUUUUUUAUUAUUUUAUAAUUAUUAUUAGUAUGGACACAACCUAAAAAAAUAUUAUAUUAUAAAAAGUAAACGCGCACAAAUAACAAACGUACACUAAAGAUGUGGCGAUUUCAAAGCUUGGUUGGAAGAGUUCUAAGCCGUUGCCAUGGGAACGCGCCAUCUUUACGUCUAUCCAACGGCCACCACAUUGAGGAUGAGGUCAUCAACUCGUCGUCGGUGCUGUCCACCAGCCGGUCCCAGAGAGGAGAUGAAAGAGAGCAGAAGAAAAACAAAAGAACGACAGAGUUUUGCUCUGCUGGAAUGCGCAGAUACACAGCGCUCGAUGCAGUGGGAUGGGGUGCUGCGGCGGUUCUGUUCAUGCAGAUCUGCAGGAGGAUUCACUCUCAGUUCUCCUCAGUUGGCGAACAGAACCCGGGAACCAUCCGCCUGCCAGAACUUCACAAAUGCACAAACAAGAUCCUGCUGGAUAUGCUGUCAGGGCACAUUGUGUUGCCCCGCGGGGUGUGCGUGACGGGGGCCUUAACAAGUCCGGAGCAUAGCAGCAGCAGCGAUCAGAGCAGUGGUUUUAAUUACGAUACAAUUUCUGAACCUGCACCUCCCAUCAGUGACCAGCAGGAGGAGCCAGUAAACCAACCCAUCACAGAAGAUUUCCCGGACUUUGUCACCCAGACAUCAGCCAUGGGAUGUGACACACCACAAGAGCAAUCGUGUUGUCUGGACGAGGCCGAGCGGAAUCUGAGAGACGUCGCAGGCAACGGCGUGCCAGUCAUCCUCAACAUCAUUGGUCUGGAGAGCUCUAAAGCUGGCGAUCACAAGGCAGCGUUCGAGUGUUUUCACGCUUCGGCUCAGCAGAAUUACAGCAAAGCUCAGUUCAACGUCGGCGUGUGUUACGAGACGGGCUGCGGAGUCGGGAAAGAUCUUAACAAGGCUCUGCGAUAUUACAGGCGCGCAGCAUUAUCAGGUCACACACAGGCUCAGUAUCGCUGUGCAAAACUCCUCCUGAGCAGCAGAGGGCAGCAGAGUGCCACAAAGACACACACUGAUACAGCUACAGCCAUUUCUCUACUACAGAGCGCUGCCGAUGCCGGACUCACCGAGGCUCAGCUCUAUCUGGGUGUGUUAUUCUCUCACGAUCCAGAUGUGCACGGAGGACCAUCAGUCCGGUAUUUCAGAAUGGCAGCAGAGAGCGGGAACAGUACCGGUCUGCUGUUUCUGGGUCAGUGCUACGAGAGAGGGUUCGGAGUUCCUCGGUGUUACGUGACUGCAGUGUGUUAUUACAAGAAAGCAGCAGCUCGAGGAAACCAGCAGGCCAAGAACAAACUCGACCUACAUAAGCGAGAAGCCAUGCGCUCUAUCCGUUCCGCUCCUUGUCUCUCAGUCCUUGAUCGUCUUCCGUUGAGCUCCAUGUUUCCUCCGGCGCCAAACGUAACUCGAGAGAUGACCGAUUCGCCGACUCAGCCGCUUUUUCAUUCACGGAGCACAGGCUGUCUCGUAGCCCCGCCCCCUUUUCCCACUCACCCACUCAAUGCUGACUAUAAAAGUGGGGGCUGGAUUAUAGGGGUGGGGUAAUAAUAACCGCACACACACACACACACACACACACACACACACUGUCAAUCACGAAUUGAUGAGCGAGCAAGAACCGACUUCCGUUGAAUGUUCUCAGCCAAUCAGAGUCGAGCUUUCAAAAAGCCACUUUAUAUUCAUAUUAGUUUUGCUCCCUUUUUAUCUCAGUGUUUGCCAGAUGUUUAUUUAUGUACGUUUGUUCUAUAGGUGUUUGAGUCAUGGUGGGUUUUUUGUACACUUCCUGAGAGCCAUUUCAAUGCGAGUGUGUAAAUUUGUGUAGCGACAGCAAUCAAUGUUCAAAACUUUGUACUGACAGCAUGCAGUGAUUCAGUAAUGAGGUGUUACACUAUGCUUCAACUCCUGGGGAGUCAAUAAUGGCACGAGGGAGCAAAUGAUGAGUCCAGAGGAGACAAAUGAUGAGGCCUGGAACGUAACUUGAGCUGAAAUAUGAUGAAACGUAAACCCAAAAUAAUGUUUAACUAUAAUGCGCCUUGGUUGCAAAAAAGGUGAUAUUAAAUACUGAUAUAAUGACAGUGACUGUGAAUCCAGAAUUAUAAGCAAUGUUUUUUUUUGGUUUAUUGUGGUGAUGAAAAUUUUAAGCACUAUGGACUGCUUGACGCACACUUUUUCUGUUUACAGCAAAAUAAAAACUUUUCUACCA